AUGCCCAUAUACCGUUCAAUCUUUAAUCAAAAUGAAGAAUUAAAAAACGAAUUAAAAGAAUUAAAAAUGAAAAUACAAGAGGCUCAAUAUGUUCUUAUUGCAAAAGCUCAAAGGGACUUGUUACAUGCAAUUAAGCAACAACUACCAAUAAUGCAAGUUGAAACCUUGAGGCAAACAAGUUCAUUUUUCUGCUCACCACAGAGCUCAAAGGGACUUGUUGCAUACAAUCAAGCAACAACUCCCAUUAAUGCAAAAUGA
This is a messenger RNA of Diversispora eburnea, 258 nucleotides long. The record is from the annotation of a GenBank genome assembly. Lineage: Eukaryota; Fungi; Glomeromycota; Glomeromycetes; Diversisporales; Diversisporaceae.